AUGGAUUUGCAGGAGUCUGCCCGUCUCGCUCAAGCAGACCUCGACGCUACCCCAGAGCACCACCCCGAUCAUGCAUCUAGGUUGAAUGACCUCGCAAACAUUCUCUCAGCCCGCUAUCAUCAAUUUGGGAAUGUGGGCGAUUUACAUGAAGCAGUCCGGCUGGGACAAAGAGCCGUUGACGCUACCCUUGAUGAUGACCCCAACCUUGCACACUGGUUGAACGAACUCGCGGUGCACCUGAUAACUCGAUAUCUUCGAACCGGGAAUCUGGGUGAUUUACAGGAGGCAGUAGGCCAUAUCCGGAAAUCAGUCGAUGCUACCCCAAGUACACAUGCCGAUCGAGCGUUACGGUUAAACAAUCUCGCAAAUGCUCUUUCAACUCGGUAUGAUCGAACCGAAGACAUGGGAGACCUACAGGAGGCAAUUCAUCUCGCACAGUCAGCUAUCGCCAUCACCUCGGAAGAUGACCCUGAUCUAGCACACUGGUUAAAUGAACUAGCGAUGUAUCUGAAAGCCCGAUACCUUCGGACUGGAAACUUGGAUGAUUUGCAGGAGGCCAUUCGCAUUAUUCAAAAAUCUGUCGACAUCACCCCACAAGGCCACCCCAGUCUACCAAAUCGGCUACGAAAUCUGGCAAGCAGCCUCUCCACCCGACAUGGUCGUACUCGGAACGUGGAAGACUUAGAGGAAGCAAUCCGGCUGGCCAAAUUGGCUGUUGUUACUACCCCGGAGGAUGAUCCCGACCUACCGUCCCAGUUGAGCAAUCUAGCAAACCAUCUCUCAAUUCGAUAUGAUCGAUCUGGAGAUCUGAAUGAUCUAAAUGAGGCUAUCCGACUGUCCGAAAGAGCCAUCGACGCUACCCCAGAAGAACACCCCGACCUAGCAACCCGGUUGGACAAUUUAGCAACCCAUCUCUCGGCCCGAUACGAUCAAACUGGAAGGGUGAAGGACUUACAAAAGGCAAUUCGGUUGGCCAAAUCUGCCGUCAAAGCUACCCCAAAGGACCACCCUGAGCUCGCAGACCGGCUGGGUAGUUUGGCGAACCAUCUUUCAACCCGAUACGAUCGAUUUGGAAAAUCGAAUGAUUUAGAGGAGACCCUCCGCCUAGCCCAGAGAUCAGUCGAUCUCACCCCGGAAGACCACCCUGAUCUAGCAUCCCGAUUGAACAAUCUAGGAAUUCAUUUCUCAGACCGAUAUGAUCGGACUGGAGAUUUGAAUGAUCUACAGCAGGCACUUCGUUUGGCUCAAAGAGCCGUCUACGCUACUCCAGACGGCUACCCCAGUAAAGCAAUUCGAUCACUUAAUCUAGCGAGCAAUCUUUCGACCCGCUAUGACCGGACUGGAAACCUGCAUGAUUUAGAAGAGGCAGUCCGCCUAGCACAAAAGGCCGUCGACGAAACUCCAGAGGAUCAAUUUGACCGAGCACACUGGCUGAAUAGUCUGUCGAUCUUUCUCUCCACCCGAUAUCAUCGGGCAGGACACUUUGAUGAUCUCCAGGAGGCAGUGCGGCUCGCUAAUAUAGCCGUGGGCGCUACCCCAGGCGACCACCCCGAUCUACCAAACCGGUUGAUCAAUCUGGCUAGCAAUCUCUCAGCCCGAUAUGAUCGACCUGAAGCCUCGGACCUGAAUGAUUUACAGCAGGCGAUCCAGCUAACCCAAAGAGCCGUUGACAUUACACCAGAAGACCAUCCUGACUUGGCACAUUGGUUAAAUAAUCUAGCCAUUUAUCUUUCAAAACGAUACAUUCGAACGGAACUCCUGGUUGAUUUAGAGGAAGCAAUCCGAGUCGCUCGAAAAGCCGUCGACAACACCCCAGAAGAUCAUCCCGAUCGCGCACCCUGGUCGAAUAAUCUUGCUAUCUGCCUUUCGAUCCGAUACCAACGUAUGCAUCGGCAUAUGGACAAAACCGCGGCUUUGAAGUACUUCGCACAAGCCCUCGAUUCCUACAAUGCAACACCACGGCAUCGCAUCGAAGCUGCACGUCGAGCGAUCAAUCUUCUUGUUCCGGAUGGCGAUUUUGAUCAAGCUCAGGAGCUAGCGGGGAAAGCAUUAAAUCUUCUGCCUCUCGUAUGCAGCCGGUACCUCUCCCGAGAAGACCAACAGUAUGCAAUUCAGCAAACGUCCGGCCUAGCCGCCGAAGCAUCUUCUCUUCUCCUUCGAACAGACAAUGAUCCAGCUCGAGCUUUGGAGUACCUGGAGCAUGGCCGAGGCCUCAUUAUUGGAUACCUCAUUGACAAUAAGGGCGAUAUCUCAGACCUGUCCGCUCAGCAUCCCCGCGAAGCAGAGGCGUUUGAUCAGCUUCGCCACAAGGCCUUUAAGCCUGUUCGGCAAGAAGACCCGCUUGAGACUCGCCGACAGCUGUUACAAGAGCGUGAAGAGGCCAUAACAGAUUUAGAAACCUGCCUAGCGGAUAUUCGAAGACUAGCGGGAUUCGAUCGAUUCCUGCUCCCCCCUUUUUCUAAGGCCUUACAGGUCCACGCCGCCGAUGGUCCGAUUGUGUUCGUGAAUGUCACAUCGAUCGGUAGUGAUGCCUUGAUUGUUCUUCCCUCUGGAAUCAGACAUAUUCCAUUGCCCCAUUUUGAUGUAUCGAAGGUCAACCAAUACCGGUCCUGGGGGCUGACUCGUGGCCCGUCAAGAUUGAUCGAGCUGAGAGAGACGCAAGGGCCGAACACCGAGCUUCAACAGCUUUUACACAUUUUGUGGUCGGACUGUGUUCGCUUGGUGCUCGAGGAGCUCGGAUUUCUCUGUCCUGCAUCCGAUAGUGCACUUCCUCGCAUAUGGUGGAUCGGCACGGGUCUUGCUGCCGCCCUUCCCUUCCAUGCGGCCGGUGAUCAUUCGCCAGGCUCACUUGAGAAUACCUUCAGUUGCGUUAUUUCUUCAUACACACCAUCAAUAAAAAUGCUACAAUUCGCAAGGGAAAGGUCACGCGUCAUACUUGGUGCACAGUCGGUGUUGCUGGUCACAAUGACGAGAACUCCCGGUCAAGAUGAUCUCCCUGGAGUAAUGGCGGAGGCCCAAGCAAUCCAGGAAGCAGUCACUAUACCGCAUCAAAUGAAAUUAUUGAUUCAGCCUAGUGCAGAGGAAGUUCUUCGGGGACUCCAAGAUUGCAGUAUCGCACAUUUCGCGUGCCACGGAUCGUCAGACAUGGAUGAUCCCUCGAACAGUUUUCUGGCUCUUCAAGGGCAGUCUGACGAGGCCGCCGAUCCUCUAACAGUCCGGAAAAUUUCGGAGUCCCAUAUGAGGCAAGCUUGGCUUGCAUACCUUUCUGCCUGCUCCACUGCGGAGAACAAAAUAUCUGAAUUGGCAGAUGAGGCCCUCCAUCUUGCGAGCAGUUUUCAGGUCGCGGGUUUUGCACACACAGUCGGGUCAAUGUGGUCAUCUAAUGACGAUAUCUGUGUGCAAGUAGCUGCCAUUUUUUAUCGUGAACUAAUUACCAACAGUGGGUUGGCAGGGGGUAACAGGGCUGUCGCAAUAGCGUUGCACACGGCGGUGAUGAAUGUACGUGAAGGAAAUUGGGAAAGGCCAUAUCUUUGGUCCCAGUACAUUCACUUUGGUGCCUGA
This is a messenger RNA of Penicillium bovifimosum, 3561 nucleotides long. RefSeq names its product Tetratricopeptide-like helical. Bases 1 to 3561 code for a protein of 1186 amino acids. Lineage: Eukaryota; Fungi; Ascomycota; Eurotiomycetes; Eurotiales; Aspergillaceae. The transcript has a single exon. The record is from RefSeq and is a predicted model, not a curated record. Gene Ontology annotation, molecular function: protein binding.